Sipha flava (yellow sugarcane aphid) is the source of this 1323-nucleotide messenger RNA. Its product is annotated as transcriptional repressor scratch 2-like. The transcript has 5 exons. The record is from RefSeq and is a predicted model, not a curated record. NCBI's taxonomy places the organism in Eukaryota, Metazoa, Arthropoda, Insecta, Hemiptera, Aphididae. Gene Ontology annotation, biological process: regulation of DNA-templated transcription. The coding region runs from base 456 to 1166 and encodes 236 amino acids. Gene Ontology annotation, molecular function: RNA polymerase II cis-regulatory region sequence-specific DNA binding; DNA-binding transcription factor activity, RNA polymerase II-specific.
CGUUAGCGUAAACCACAACGGUAGUCCUUUUAUCAGUCUCGUUACAGAACGUUUCGGUAUUUGAUAUUAUUGUUUUACGUCGCCGUCCGUUUACGAACUCGCUCAGAAAUCAUGCACUGCACCGUGGCCGAGAAUUAACUACGGUAAACCUGGUAAAACCGAUUGUUUUACACACCUUUCAAACGGUGUCCGAUGUCGAGUUCCGUUUUUCACGAAAUCGAGAAACGAUAAGCUUUCCAAAUACAUCGUUAUACUGCGCGUUAAUUAUAAAUCUGCCGCGCAGGCUCGGUAAAAAAUGUUUCGUGCCGACACUGCGAUGCGUGGCGUAUUUACGGGGCCCAACAGAAAGAUCCGAAAGGGUUUUCAAAAGCUUCGCAACUCGGCCUGACGCGCAUUCCCUUAUUCGUGUUAAUGUAACAUACCUCAGUACGCGUUCGAUCCCUGUAUCAAUCGAGAUGCCGCAUUCGUAUGAGCACGUCGUAGACGCGCAGCAGCAGCAGCAGCAGCAGCAGUCGUCUAUCGGAGACGAACUGUAUAACCUGACGCAAUUGGCCGAAGUCAGCAUUGUCUACUUCAAACACCACACGACCGCCAUUAUUGAAGAUUCGAAAACAUUUGAUAAGAAAGAAGCUGACAACGAAGAUGGUGACGACGACGAGAUACUUCUGCAGGAGAAGACGACAAAGGCGAAGAAAACGACCAACAAGGAGCGCCAGUGUCCGGAUUGUGGGAAAUGUUACAGCACGUCCAGUAACCUUGCCCGGCACCGGCAGACACAUAGAUCGCUGGCAGACACUAAAGCCAGACACUGUCCCCAUUGCGACAAAGUGUACGUGUCAAUACCGGCGUUCUCGAUGCAUAUGAGAACGCACAGCCAAUCGUGUAAAUGUCACUAUUGCGGUAAAUGUUUCUCCAGACCAUGGCUGUUACAAGGGCACAUCCGUACGCAUACGGGCGAAAAACCUUACGAAUGCGAAAAGUGUUGCAAAGCGUUUGCGGACAAGUCGAACUUGCGAGCUCAUCUGCAGACCCAUUCUACAGAGAAACCACACGUCUGUCAGAAAUGCAACAAAGCAUUUGCACUAAAAUCAUACUUAUACAAGCACGAGGAAUCAGCUUGUGGUAAAAUGACAUCAAUCAACAACAACAACAACAACAACGAUUAGGAACCUUUUUAUUUUUUUAUUAGUUUUACAAAUCAAAAAUGCUUAACAAUUAUUAUUUUUGUUUGUAUAUAAUUAUAUUUUAUGAUAAUUAAGAUUUUCAUAAUUCUCUUGUUUUUUUCCCGAAAUGAAAUGAAAAUAAAAUGUGAUGGAUAUUGUA